GAGUCGCUAUUUGAACGGGCCGCGGGAGGGGCUGCCGUUCUGCUUCCGGCUGGAGUCGGGUGUGGGUCUCCGGCAGCCAUGGAGGACCAGCUCCUCGGGGACGACGCGCUGCUGUGGCAGCUCCGGGAAAGCCGCCGCCGCUUCCAGAGGCACAUGCAGCGACUGAUAGAAAAGUACAACCAGCCCUUCGAGGAUGCCCCGCUGGUGCAGAUGUCCACCCUGACCUAUGAGACACCCCAGGGAUUGAGAAUUUGGGGUGGAGGACUGGUAAAGGAGAGAAACAAAGGACACAUCCAGGACUCCCCGGUGGAGGCAGUCAGCAGGAGUGAUGGCAGCCCCGCGGAAGCCAGCACCAGAGGUCCAGCUCCCUCCGUGCCCAGCACACAGGUCCUGGCAGUGGAUUCAAAAAACGAUGAUGCAUCUUUAUAUCAGGAAGACAUGAUUGCUGGGUCCUUCAUGCCUGCAGUGCCUUGGAGCCCUUUGAAAAACAAGUUAAGGAGGAAAUACUUGACCCAGGUGGAUGUUCUGCUCCAGGAUGAAGGACGUUCAGAGUGUACUGACGAUGGAGUUGGAGAGGAUACCCCUCUAACACUGAGUCCCUCCUUGGCCUCACCUGCUGGGCCUGUCCAUGGAAGCCGUGGCCAUGUGUCCAGAAGGAGUCCUGGUGGCCCAGUUAAGCGGGCUUCGUGGACCGGGGAGUGUGAUCCAGCAGACCUGGCCCUCGUGCCUAGAAGCGACAGUCUCACGUUCCAGGGGGCUGAGGGGCACAGCCGCUCAAGCAGCCCGGCCUUGGAGGCUGACAUCAUCUGUGACGUGACCAUCAGCGACCUGUAUGCUGGCAUGCUGCACUCAAUGAGCCGGCUGCUGAGCGCAAAACCGGCAUGUAUCAUCUCUACCAAAACCUCGCUCAUCGCUCACAGCUGGAGCGCCUGGAGGAGGCACAAGUGUAAGAACAGAAUGAACCAGACACCGUGCCGGGGAGCCGGGCUCUCUCAAAGUGUUUCCUGGGAGACACUCCCAUCCUGUUCCAAGCCACUGAAGGACAGGAAAGUGUUAAGAGAUUGCGAGAACUUUCUAGAUGCUUCUGGCCAGAAGGCAGGAGUAGAAUUGGAAAAAGCUUUCCCUGAAGUCAACAAACCCCAGAUCCACAAAUUAGAUCCACGCUGGAAUAAGCUUAGGGGGUUGAAGAGUUUAAUGCCUCAGGGGUGUUCAUUGACUUACAGAGGAACCUGUACAAUGCAUCAUCUUGGUCAGGAAAGUAGACUUAAGGCACUAAAAUGGUUAAUUUCUCCUCUAAAAAUCGUUUCCAGACCAAGAGUACUGCGGGACAAGGGAAGAAAUCGUUACAGGGAAAUUGGAAUCAAAUUUGAUAAGCUUCAUCAGGAAUACUGCCCAAACCCUGGGAAACAGCCCUGCCUGACUUCCCUUCCGGGACCCUCAGCAGUGGCCGUGUACAGGGGUGGUCCAGUGAGCCCUUGCAGCCCCCGGGGCUUAGAAACCCGCAGGCUCAGCAGGUUCCAGGAGGCUUUUGAAGACCUGGAAGAACGAGAUAUUGGAACAGUGAGAUGGAACAGCAAACCCCUGCCAGUGAGGGGUUCGCCUCCCUUGCUUUCAGAAACCAGCUCUGUGCAGAGCCCAGGCCACUCGGAGCAGACCCUUGACCUUUUUCAAGGAAACCAUCUCGAAAUACUUAGAAAGUCUGUAUCUCCCAGCAAAGCCACAUCAGUAGCUGGCGGACAGCCUCCCAGCUGUGGAAGGAAUCGUUACAAUGAAAUAAAGGAGAAAUUUGACAAGCUUCAUCAAAAGUAUUGCCAACAGUCAUCGCAGCAGACACAGGCACCUUUACGUAUUGGAACAUCUCCAGGUGGAGCAAGCCUGGAAGUUCAGUACCCCAGAGGAGGCGCCUUGGAAAAAGCAAACCCAGACUCUGGCUUCCAGGGUCCCCCAAAGCGGUCAGCAUCACCCCAGUGGAGCAUGGAAAGUCCACUGGGCUCAACCGCACUUGAGGCUCAGCCGUCAAUGAGCUUCGUGCUCACUGCCACAAGGGGCCACCAGUCCUCUCUGAAGAGACGCCGACUCUCAGAUUCCUUGCUGUAUGGACAGUGGGCCAGUUCCCAGGAUCCAUCGCGUGUGGUGGGCCACGCCAUCCCAGGGCCAGGGGAGAGGCCGGCUCCCGACAGCCACCCUGGCAAAAGAAGGAAAGAACACACCUUUCAAGAUGGAAGAGAAAAGUGACUUUGUACUCAGAAAAAUUGAAAGCUGAAGAUGUGUAGCCAAGUUAUUUUUCAAGAGUUUGUCCCUCUUCCCCUGUACUCUGUGUGUGUUUAAUCCUCAAGAAUAUGUGAGAGCUGGCUUCACUUAUCUGCCCUUCAAAGCAAAUUUCAGUGAAACUUGUCCCAUUGAAAUGACUCUGAGUUCUUGGUGUAGAAAUUA
Messenger RNA from Mustela erminea (ermine), 2433 nucleotides. It is a transcript of the gene HJURP, whose product is annotated as Holliday junction recognition protein. Lineage: Eukaryota; Metazoa; Chordata; Mammalia; Carnivora; Mustelidae. Gene Ontology annotation, cellular component: chromosome, centromeric region. Gene Ontology annotation, molecular function: histone binding. Gene Ontology annotation, biological process: CENP-A containing chromatin assembly. The transcript has 9 exons. Bases 79 to 2235 code for a protein of 718 amino acids. The record is from RefSeq and is a predicted model, not a curated record.